CAAAAAGAUGUCCGUUACAAAUAGACCCCAAAACUUCCCUUUCCCCCUAAUUCCCACCUCCAUCAACUCUUUUUACACCUAGGGUUUUCAGGUUACCGUUAAACCCUAAACCCUUCCAAAAUUCAUCCAAAAAUGUGCCUAUCAACAACAAAGGGCUUCGAGCCCAUGUUAACAGAAUCAAUCAAUCACUUCUUGACCUCUUACAGAAAUGGAAGUUCUGAUUUCUCAAAUUUUCAGUCCAUUUUCUUUCGUUUGAUACAAACAAUGCCCGACCCGCCUCUUGAAAUUACUUGGUUUUACUCUGCUGUAACUUUUCACACCUCAAAAUCAGCUGGUUUUAGCAAAAUCAUUGUCGCUAAAGACUUGUUUCACUUGCUAAUUUCUUGUUCGGGUCCUUGUAACGGGUCGAAAAAGAUUGCUUUGCUUGCCCCUGUACUGUACGUUCUGUAUGAUGUAGUAUGCGAGUUUUCGCGUAAUGGGUUGUUCUUGAAUAAUGAAAUUAGGGACUUAGUAGAGAAAAUUGUUGGUUAUAUAUGUAUAUGUUUAGGUGAUCGUGAAAUCUUGAACGAGUUUGAUGAGGAUAUUCUCUGUUUUGAGGAAUUGGUUGGGGUUUGGACAGUUGAUCGGGUUGGGGAGUGUGCUAAAUUUGACGAGAAUUUAGGGGUUUUCUUUCCAAUUGUGAGUGUUGAGGUUUAUGAGGGUCGAAAUAUAAGGCGUGGGAUCAGGGAUUUAGCUGGGAUUGUAAUGUGUGAGGUGUUCUUGCUUAAUUUGUCUAUGAAGUUUAAUAUGGGGUUUGUAAAUGAGGACAUCCAAAAUGAUGCGCGAAAUUGGGCAAUUCAAACUCUCAAGCAGUUCCAAAAUUUUGAACUUUUAGAUCUGCUUCUCAGAAUUCUGUUGGAAAAAAGGCUGGCGGUCACUACCUUAUUGAGUUCUGAAGACGCAGUUAUUCUACAGAAACUAUUGUAUGAUGCUGUGAUACUGGUUGAUCAUUCAUUUCUAGGUUCUAGAAGAUGGUUUCAGCUACCAGAAUCCCACUUCAGGAACUUGGCUCUACUAUGGUCCUUAGUAGCUGAUAACGCCAUACAGUUUGCUAGGGAAAUAUGUGAUCAAGAUAGGGUGCUUGCUUAUGUAAAUGCUUUCUCCGAGUCUCAGCUACCCAGCAAAUUACUUAAAUGGGUCUCUACUCAAGCUGGAACAGAAGAGAACCUGAGUAAUCCAAAAUUUACGACACCCAAAGCUCUCAUAAAAUGGCUUUUUAUCAUGGAAGACCAAGGUCUUUGGGUGUGUGAUCAUGAUAAACUGAAGUUCCAUGCCAAAGCAGCAAUUUGUAAUUCAUGGCCAGACUGUUUUCUCCCUGAAUCUAAGCCCGAAGGAUGGACCGCUAACGAGAGAGAGCAUAGGGAAGGCAAAUGCAUUGUGGAAGAUUCAUUGAACAAACCAUUCUCUGCUGCUUAUUUUUGUACAGAUAAAUUGCCUACUGAUGGUGAUAGAAAGCGCAAAGAUCGAGUGAAGGACACAGAUACAAGAGGAACACCAGUCAAGCUUGUAAAGUAUAAUGUUCAUGAAAGCCCAAAGAAAGAGAAAUUUUUUCCUUUCUCUGAUGAAGAUAUGGAAGUGAUGGGAUGAUAUAACCAAAGCAUAGAUUUUGUAUAUGUAGCAAUGCCGGGGACCCUGGUGGGCACCGCUCACAAUAUAUAUACAAAAUCUAUGCUUUGGUUAUAUCAUCCCAUCACUUCCAUAUCUUCAUCAGAGAAAGGAAAAAAUUUCUCUUUCUUUGGGCUUUCAUGAACAUUAUACUUUACAACUAGGAGCAGGUCUUUCCUUCAUUUUGUGCCCCUUUUGGGGGAUGUAUGGAUACACCAGAAAGCGUAGAGAGCUACUGUUGACUGUCUUAAAAUGGCGUAUUAUGUUACAUAUCUGUACUAGUUUCACUAUGUUGUAUGACCGUCAGCUCUUGCCCAAGUAAUUUCACUUGGCUCAGAUACUCACUUUUGAUAUUUU
This is a messenger RNA of Nicotiana tabacum (common tobacco), 2001 nucleotides long. RefSeq lists its product as uncharacterized. The record is from RefSeq and is a predicted model, not a curated record. NCBI's taxonomy places the organism in Eukaryota, Viridiplantae, Streptophyta, Magnoliopsida, Solanales, Solanaceae.